ACACAUCAAUUAUAACUGAGGAGUUGAUUAGAUUUCAACGCAUAUUAAGUCCAUACAAGCUUAUCAUAAAACCCUUUAAAUUGUGUAUCAGUUCGAGGUUCUUCGUCUGUCAGGAUUCAGUUCUUCAUCCGUUUGUAUCCUGGAGGCAAAACCCUAGUUAUCCGAGCCAAUUCUACGGACCCGGUGGAAUUCAUUCACUUUAAAAUCAUGUUGAUCACCGGUAUACCCACAACAGAGCAACGGCUAAUUUACAAAGGGAAAACAGCUCCAGUGUGAACAAACUUUGUCAGACAGUGGCAUCCAAAACGACACGACUAUGCACCUCGCCAGUCGAAUGCCGUGGAACACAGAUCAUCCUCAGGCGUGGCAACUCAUCAAUGACUUAAUUGCAGAAAUCUCCGGUAUUUUGAAAAGCAAGUAUCCUUUUCCUUCGGACUCGAAUCGUAUAAUAAUGUUGCUCAAAUCGUAUUUUGUAUGAUUUGCUUCGUAUUUUUAAUGAUGUGCUAGACAAAAUGGAGUUGUGUUUAAAGAAAUUGGAAGACCAGUUGGUAUUAAAAGAGAAAGGAAAAGGCAAACCUAUUGUAUCCUGGUGGUGUCAGUAUCUUGUAAUUCUGAAGGAAUUAAAUAGCAUUUCAAAAUUGUUAAGCUUGGAGGGGUUUUGGCGGAAGAGGAGGCAAAGACAGGUUGCACUGUGCUCUUUGAUUAUGACAUUUGCGAAAAAAACUGACGAUUAUUGGUGGGUUAUUGAGCGCAAGGAGGUAACCAAUUUCGAGGUAAGGAGACAUUUCGCAACGAUGAUGCUUCAAGAAGUUAGAUACGGAAACCAGGUGAUGCAUGAGAUGCUCUUUGACAGGUCCCAGUUGUUGGAAGAAUCAUUUGAAUACAUUGGACAUGCGGACCCCGCAUUGCUGCGAGGCGGUCUAUUUAUGGGAUUCAAAUAUGAAGAAGCUACUGGGCCUGGUGUGUUGAGGGAGUGGUUUCUCUUAGUAUGUCGAGCGAUCUUCAAUCCUUAGAAUGCUCUUUUUGUUGCUUGCCCAAAUGACCGGAGAAGGUUUUUCCCAAAUCCAGUAUCUAAGGUGGAUCCAUUGCACCUUGAGUAUUUCUGCUUCUCUGGUAGGAUGAUUGCAUUGGCUUUAAUGCGUAAAAUACAAAUUGGCAUUGUGUUUGAAGGUGUGUUCUUUUUGCAUUUGGCUGGAGAGAAAAUUUCAUUGCAAGACAUUAAGGAUGCAGAUCCAUACUUGUACAGUAGCUGCAAGCAGAUACUGGAGAUGGAUCCUGAGAUGGUAGAAGAUACACUAAGCUUGACAUUUGUUUGUGAAGCUGAAGAGUUGGGGUCCAGGAAAGCGGUCGAGCUUUGUCCCAACGGGGAAGAUAUUGUUGUGAACAGUAAGAAUAGGAAGGAGUAUGUUAAUCUUCUUAUUCAACAUCGGCUUGUCACAUCAAUUGCUCAGCAGAUAGCCCACUUUUCUCAAGGUUUUGCUGAUAUAACUACCUUAAGUCUCAAAAUUUCCUUGUUUCGGAGUUUAGACCUUGAAGAUCUUGACCAGAUGCUUGAUGGGAGUGGAAGUGCUGUUUCUGUGGAAGAUUGGAAAGCACAUACAGAUUACAAUGGCUACAAAGAAAGCAAUCCUCAAAUAUCCUGGUUCUGGAAGAUAGUUGGGCGUAUGUCUGCUGAGCAGAGAAAGGUGCUCCUUUUCUUCUGGACGUCAAUUAAGUAUCUACCUCUAGAGGGUUUUGGUGGUUUGGCUUCUAGACCUUACAUCUACAAAACCUCGGAAUCUUAUGAUCACUUGCCUUCUGCACAAACAUGCUUCUACCGCAUACGCUUUCCUCCUUAUCGAUCCAUGGCUAUGAUGCAAGAUCAACUCCACGUAAUCACCCAAGAGCAUGUUGGUUGCAGCUUUGGUACCUGGUGACACCUGUCAAUCUUGGGAUUAUAUUGAACUUGCACAUAAUCAGCUUGUACAUGAAGUAGGAUCAGCUUACCUAUUUAAAACUUCGACUUUUUAUGGUCUAUUAGAGUUUCACCUCAAUGCAUCACAAACUGACAAGUCUUCGACAAGUUAGAAUAACUAAUUGAACCUGGCUUACUUCGCGCUUUCUUUUUAUAGAAUAUAGAGGUAUAGGGUCUAUUAAUAUAUUAAAACAAAGAAGUUCCAGUCCA
Lycium ferocissimum is the source of this 2164-nucleotide messenger RNA. Its product is annotated as E3 ubiquitin-protein ligase UPL5-like. The record is from RefSeq and is a predicted model, not a curated record. NCBI's taxonomy places the organism in Eukaryota, Viridiplantae, Streptophyta, Magnoliopsida, Solanales, Solanaceae. Gene Ontology annotation, biological process: positive regulation of protein catabolic process; protein polyubiquitination; proteasome-mediated ubiquitin-dependent protein catabolic process. Gene Ontology annotation, molecular function: ubiquitin-protein transferase activity.